GCGCUGGAUGGCAAGGAGAAGGCGCUCGGACAGGACCACACAUUGAUUCUCGAUAGGGUCACCAACUUGGGUCUUCUCUACCAAAGUCAAGGCCAGCUGACGGAGGCCGAGUCGAAGUAUCGGCGGGCGUUGUCUGGGUUCCAGGCUGCCUUAGGGCCGUCUCAUUGGAAGACUCAAAUUGUCAUACGGAAUCUGGAUUUGUUGACGCAUGCCUAA
Molecule: messenger RNA, 216 nt
Organism: Parathielavia appendiculata
Lineage: Eukaryota; Fungi; Ascomycota; Sordariomycetes; Sordariales; Chaetomiaceae
Exons: 1
Molecular function (GO): protein binding
Source: RefSeq, a predicted model, not a curated record